Molecule: messenger RNA, 705 nt
Organism: Vitis riparia (riverbank grape)
Lineage: Eukaryota; Viridiplantae; Streptophyta; Magnoliopsida; Vitales; Vitaceae
Exons: 3
Coding region: 1-705 (234 amino acids)
Molecular function (GO): polysaccharide binding
Source: RefSeq, a predicted model, not a curated record
AUGUUGAGAAGGAUCUUAAUUCCUGGUUUUGCAGCCCUUCUUCUAAUUCUGUUACUCCCUAUAACAUGUAAAGCCAAGCAGAAUCAUCGGGUCUGUACCUCUUCCUGCGGGAAUAUUCAUAAUAUAAGCUACCCUUUCCGACUGAAAGAUGAUCCACGGAGCUGCGGAGAAAGCGAGUAUGAGCUGGCUUGUGAGAAUAACCGCACAAUCUUAUAUUUGUAUUCAGGAAAAUACAAAGUAGAAGAAAUCAAUUAUGAGAUCUUCACAAUAAGGGUUGUUGAUGACUUCUCUUCUCUGCCUCUGUCUCUGAAUUCUUUGACUUACAGAAAAUUUAGUCAUCGACGCCCAAUUAGAUAUAGGCCAUCGUAUGAGAAUCGUGCUCUAAAUUUUAUUGAUUGUGAAGUUCCAAUAAGUUCUUCUGACUACGUGGAUAUGGCACCUUGCAGUAAAAACAGUUCUGCCCACUUUUCUUUAAUGGUGCAAGUGUCUCUCCUCCGUGUGCCCUCCUUGCGCUACUGCUUCCAGCUUCAUGAUUCAACUUCUUAUCAUGGUGACGCAGAUUUUCCAUCAGAGUACCACUGGUAUUGGAUUGUAGAAGGCAUUCUGUUAUAUGGAUUCGUUUUCAUUGGUAAGACAUUGUAUUUCCUCAUUGAAGUUGUGCUGAACAAAAGGAAACAACGUAAAGAUGGAAAAUAUGGGAUAUGA